Protopolystoma xenopodis is the source of this 417-nucleotide messenger RNA. The record is from the annotation of a GenBank genome assembly. Lineage: Eukaryota; Metazoa; Platyhelminthes; Monogenea; Polystomatidea; Polystomatidae.
ACACAAUGUCGUCUCUUUCGGGAGCUACAGGACCAUAGGAUAGUCCGAUUGUCAAUUUCUCCCGUUCUGGAUGAGCCAGAUGUCUGCCUCCUUUAUGAUGAAUCACAAUACAGAAAUCAACUAUGCCCGGUUUAUGCCAAAUCAUACUACGGCAUAAAGCCUCCCGAAGCGUAUCUUCGCCUGAGACCCAAGCCAAGAAAUAUGAUGCAAUGUUUCUGUAUGCAUUUCAGGUCUACCCAUCGGCUUAGUACAGCCCAGUACAUCAGCGGUGUAGAGCGAGCCGAAGAAGAGGAGCAGUUCAAGAUCAAUUGGACCAAGCAGAUCCAGAAUCGAACCAUGGCGCUUUCAGGCUGGGCUUGGCGCCAUGCCAACAAAAUUAACUCAUAUAUCUUAGGUGUGAAUAUACUUCAAAACUAG